CUCCCCACAGCUAGGUCAAAAUCCAGUUCCUCUCUGAUCUUCCUUGAAUUAAGUGUCUCGGUCAGAAUUUUGCACUUUCUAAUGUGCAUACAAAACUCACCGUUUCAAGAUGAGCAGAGCAAACUGUUCAUAAAGAAGCAUAUAUCACAUCUUUCAUCACAAUUUCUAACAUCUUUCUUUCCGACUUCUUGAGGCUUUAGCACAUUUAUGUGUGCUCCUCUGGAAGGGUCAAGGUAAAACAGUGUCAUCAUCACAAUAUGAGCAAACCACAGGUGCUACUGCUGCAUAUAAUUCUGCUAGUCUGCUUUAACCACUAACAGAACCUCCCUUCCCCACGUGGGCUCAAUGCCUAGCAGGGUGAAUUAACCAAAGCACAGCUACACCGCACUGCAGUUAGUGUGCUCCUGUCUCUACAUUUCUCUAAAGCUUGCUCAUUCUAUAUUGCCUGCUGCAUAGGUGUAGUAUCAGAGAAAAUAGGGCCAAGGGACAUUGGGUGGUCUAGUCCAUUCCUCUGCCACAAAAAAGUGGUGGGGAGGGCGAAUAGGAAGUCUGGAUUUGGGGUGAGUAAAGGCAAAUGGAGAAAGAAACAUCUUCCUUUGACUUGGUCACACAAGCUGCUCCCCCGAGGUUCCAUGCAGAGCUGUUUUUUUCUCAGCUCUUCAUAGCAGGCACCAGAGGUGAGUGGCCCCUGUUAAGGUCACUAUAGCUCUAAUAUCAGCUUUGCAACAGGCACCUGGCCACAACGAAUGCCACAAGGAGUAGGUGACAAUGAAAAGAAAUUAGCAGCUGAGGUUAGAAGGGGAGAUGCACAAGUGCAGGAAGUGGGGAACUUUGCCCAAGCACCCCCAGAAGCCAGGAGGACACAGACUUUCCCCACACCUGCUCAAAACUGCAGCAUCAGCUGCCUGCCCCUGGUCAGGGACUUCUCAGAGAAGCAGCUAACUCAGCUUGCAAAACCUAGCACGCAUCCCAGCUGCAACCUCACACACGCCUCUGCUGGGAUUCGUCUCCUGCACCCAGGGCUACCCCAUGUCAGCUUUUUUAGAAAACCAGCACCUCCAAGUUUGCUUGCAGACUGAGGCUGCCCACAGACAGGUUCUUCUCCACCAUUUCCCCAGCAGCAAUUGCACCAAAAUGGCUCCCAGUCAGGGAGCACAAAGUCCUUACGUGGGUUUCAGGGAAGCAGAAUUCGGCCAACCCUUUUCAGGGCAGAGUGUGUAGUCUCAUUUAUUUCUGGCUCUGUCUUCUCCCAGGGUUAAUUUCACUUCCCCAGCCUCAGUUCUGCCGGAAAGCUGGGUGGCAGAGAUAGGAGGACACUGUGACAGGGAAACAGCAUAUUUUCCAUAUUUUCCACCUUUACACAGGGCCCUGCUGCACUAACACGGCACCACACCGCCUCAUCACUCGCCUGCUGCUGGCUUGUUCCUGGAGAGCACUCACUGCCACUUGCCCGAGAUGGGUUACCCCAGGGCUUGGGCUGCCCCCAGCUCAUGUUUGCACCUCCUUGGCUCUGUCCAGAGCAGGAGCAGGAGCAGCUCGUUCACUGCAGACACCUCGAGGGGUCCGCAGCUCCCACCACAUCUGCGAUUGCUGCUUUCAAACACUCCCCCACAUCCCAUCACAUCCCACACCUUGUCUUCGUUUCUCUGUGCUCCAUAAACUAACCUCGGCCUUUCUUUUACUCUUUUAUUGCAAGGAGGCCUCUCCAUACCCAUUGCUCUAAAGAUGGGGCAGAGCAUGGGAAAGAAUGCCCCUCUGAAAGUGGCUAAGGUGGCCAGCGUGCUGGCACUUCCACUGAAAAAACAGCGUCACCGGUAUUACGGCAAUGUUCUUGUCAUACUGGGAAAGGUCUGAGUAAGGGAACUCAGCCAUCUCAGGGCCUUAACUGAUCUAAUAUACCCUGAAUUAAGUGAAGCAUUGGAAUUUAGCUUAAUGCCCUUCUAGCAUCCCCUGAACAGCCUCAUUUCCUACAGUGACUACAGAGCGAUUAUCUAAGCUGAUAAGUGGCAGCUUUGCACGGUCAAUUCUGGUUACAGUUCUUCCACUUCUAAAACCGUGGCUAGGAAGAGGAAGCAGCUCAACUAUUUGUUUGUAGGUUGCUGGUAAGCAGUCUUGAGAGAACUUUUCAUUUUUUUCCUUUUCAAAGUAGCUUUCCAAAGUACUUUACUGCUACCAGGCUCCCAAAGGGGUACUGCGAGCAUCAGGAGACAUGUCCUAAGGGGAAAAUCUUUUCUGAAUGCUGAGAUAUCUGCAGCCCUGUGGAAUGGAAAGAGCUGACUUGCUGCCCGAGUGCUGAGGAUGUGAAAUUCUGGGGUUUGCCCGCUGGAACGUCACUGGAAGAAGCGAGCAGUAGGCACCGCGGGCAGAUCCCGUGGGAGGCCUCUGGUACACAUGUCCGCCCUCUGCAGCUCGAGCCAGGACAGGAGCGGCACCGGCGACGUGCCGUCCAACAUCAGCCAGGUGCUGAGCAGCAUGGAUGCCAUUUACAUUGGGGCCGAGUUCUUGGUGGCUUUGUUCGCCGCUUUGGGUAACAUCCUGGUCAUCUGGGUGGUGAAACUGAACUCGGCCUUUCAGAACACGACCAUGUACUUCAUCGUUUCCCUGGCGCUGGCUGAUAUCGCCGUGGGGGUCCUCGUCAUUCCCCUGGCCAUCGUGGUGAGCCUGAGAGUCAGCAUUGAUUUCUACUCCUGCCUGUUCAUGUGCUGCCUGAUCGUGAUUUUCACUAAUGCAUCCAUCCUCUCCCUCCUGGCCAUUGCAGUCGACAGGUACCUGCGAGUGAAGCUGCCCAUCAGAUAUAAAAUAAUCACUACAGAAAGAAGAAUUUGGUGGGCACUGGGUUUGUGCUGGUCUCUGUCCCUGCUGGCAGGAUUAAUCCCCAUGUUUGGAUGGAACAAGCUAAAACAAAAGAACACUGACUCUCUAACAUGUGAAUUUGUCUCUGUGAUGAGGAUGGAUUACAUGGUAUAUUUUGGGUUUGUGACAUGGACCCUUGUCCCUCUGACCAUCAUGUGUGCUCUGUAUGUUGAAAUCUUUUACAUCAUCAGGAUGAAGCUAAGCCAAGGUGCAAACAACGUGAGAGGGGCAGGAGCAUUUUAUGGACAAGAGUUCAAGACAGCCAAAUCUCUAGCACUUGUUCUCUUCCUGUUUGCAGUAUCCUGGUUGCCUCUGUGCAUUAUAAACUGCAUCUCCUAUUUUUACCCUGAAUGUAAGAUCCCCAAGCACUGGAUUUACUUGGGAAUCUUGCUGUCCCAUGCCAAUUCUGCCAUGAACCCCAUUGUCUAUGCUUGCAGGAUAAAUAAGUUCAAAACCACUUACCUUUUAAUUUUAAGGACCUAUAUCCUAUGCAAAAAAUCCCCAAACACCAGACCCAGUUCUUACAGAACAAACAGCACAUCAAUAGUCAUAAACAUAGAAUGAACGUUGGCCCGUCAGUGUAUACCAGACCACUGAUAAAAUGCUUUAAAAAAAAACAUGGGAAUUUUACCUACUGUCUUACACAAAAUGUUUUAUGAUAAGGGCAAACCCCUUGUACUCUAUCUGAUGUACAUUUGACAUUAAGCCUAAAAGGAUCAUUCACAAUCUUCUGCGUUAUUAUACCCCAGCAAACUCUGCUUGAUUGUAGCUGUACACCAAGCCCAGAUCUUCCAGAUAAGCAUCUUCAUUUAAGAGCACCUUCUAGUUUUUACUUAUUGGCUUGAGCAUUAUUUGGCAGACCAGUAGCCCAAAGCACUGUUAACAAGGCAGAUUUUUUCCUCCUUGUUCCCUAGGUCAAAUCUAUGGCCAGCUGGUAAACACAAUGCUUGUUAAUUUCUAGUUUUAACUCAAGACCAAGAGGUCUUUUUGUUAUCAUUUUGGUUUCUCUUUUUGUCCAGUUACAGGCCCUUUACUUGCACACAACCACAUUUGCCCCCAACGUUUUGUUCCAGUAGCAUGUGUUCAAUAAGGCUAUAGCAUUUCCUACAACACCUCCACCUGUGGAUGAAAGACUGCAUCAUGAAAUCAUCCUCACCAUGGGUCCCACUGCUGACCAUCUCAGCUGAAAGGACAGAAGCUGAACUGCCUUUGGUGACUCUUCUUCUUUGGGGAAGAUCCUGUCGUGGGAGUCUUUCAUUAUUUGGAAAUUAAGAUGGUGCUCAUCCCAGAAGCCUGAAAAAUGGACCUCAGACAUAAAGCACCAGGCAGGAGCCAAGCUACACAAGAGCACACUUAAGCUAUUGAGUGAUGGGACGUGCUGGGGAUAGGGGAGCAUGCCAGGAGGAAGUGACUGACAAAAAAAAAAUAAACUAAUGAUAUCUUUAGGUUAUUCCCUCCUACCCCAGCUCCCUUACCAAGGAUAGAAUCAACUAUGCCCAUACAAUCAAGUCUGCAUUUUCCUAAUUUGUUACUGAAAAGCAUCCAUUUUGGUGAUUUUCCUGCACAGCAUAUUCCCAUGAUCUGUUCUCCCUACAACCAGAAACUGUUUUCUUAACACCUGACAAAAAUGCAAUUUGCUGCAAAUCUCCUUUGUAAACCAGUUGCUUUUUGCAGCCUGUUACAGAUCUGAAGACUUACUCUGAACUGUAUCUGAAGGUGUAUGUGAAUAUAUAUGUCUAUAUAUGUAUUUAUUAUAUCAUUUCAAAAUACAGAAAAGACCUGAGACAAAUUUUGUCCAUUUUUUCCCCACAAGGAUUGGCUGGGUCUACUGACAAUAGGAUAAAUGCGUUUUUUUUGUUAUUGGUAAUACAGCAGCUCGCAAAGCAGGCAUGUUGUCACUGACUACUCUUACACCCUUCGUCUUCUGUACAACUAGACGAUAAAUUCAAGUCUGGUCAACUUGUGCUGCAGUCAUUGUGCCAAACUUUCAUGAAGGACAAUAAAUAUUAUAUGGAUUUAAUGUGAACUCAACCUGUUCUUCUCCGUGACAAUCUAAAAAACAGCCUGCAUGAAAUCCUUGCACUGCUUUGGUACGUGUCCUGCCUAGGACAGCUCAGAAAUUGCAGUAAAUAUUACACCAUAGUUUGCACAGCCUGUUUUUAGGGAACAUGGGUCAGGCUGAAAAUAGAUCUUUGAAGGCAAGGCUAUUUUUUAUCCAUCUUUAAAUAAUAAAAGUGGUCUUUAAAGAAAAAAAAAAAAAAAAGCAAUGCACCAUUCUGUGUUAUUUGGUUCAGUAAGCUGAAAGGAAAAAUGUUGGUGUCUCUUCCUUUAGCUAAGAUCAGACAUCUCGGUUUAUAUCUGAUGUAAUCCUUGUCACAGACCAAAACUGCCCUGUUACACAGUUUCACUCUAUUAAUAAACAAGCUAGUGAAGAAAGUACAUAAGUACAUCAGAAUUCUGCUACAUAAUCUCUCUUUAUCGGUAGAUGGAACUGAUUGCUUUCAGCAGAAAAAGAGGCCCCAAACAAGCAGCAGAAAGUUAUGAAUAACGCAAGGCCACCUUCGCUCAUGCGUUUCUUGAAAAGUGCAAAAACCAGGGAACAACAUCCCGGCACCACAUCCCCAGCAGGCUGCCCGACAACCUCCACGCGGACAAGGCAGACGGACAGGGAGAAAGCACAGAGGGCUGGGAGCGGGGGAAGCCCACGGGAGGAAGGCGAGCAGCUCCCCGGGGGGAGCCCAGCGGCGGCUCCGCGCAUCCCCACGGGGCUCGGUGCCCACCUCAGCCCGAGCCGGGGGCAGCCCCCCCUGCACACAGCCGUGUCCUGCUGCGGGACGGGCUCCGUGGGCUCCUGCCGUGGGCUCCUGCCGCUGGCUCCGGCCGCCUGCAGGGCUGCACCGUGCGCUGCCCCGGGGGUGCCGCGGGCUGGAGGAGCCCCUGAGGGUGCGGGUCCCCGGUUCUCACCGCCGGCAGCUACCCUGGAGGCGCUGGCGGUGGUGCUCAGCCCCGACGGAGGGCUACGAAGCACGGGUGCUGCUCCCGGCCCCGUAGAACGGCAGCAGCUUUACCCGCGACGCCUCUCAAGCCGGCCUCCGGAAGGCGACCGCGUUCGCGCACCUGAUUUUCGGUGGUCCCCCAACCCGAGGGGGGUGGCGGGGGUGGAGCAAACGCCCUGCAGGUCGGAGAGCCCCGAGCUCCGCCGCGGCCUCCUGCUGCCCCCCAGCGGCACGGCCUCGCCGCGCGGAGGAGGCUGCGCGACCGCGGGGGGCCGCUCCCCGCAGGGAUGCUCCGGGCAGCAACACCCGAGUUGUUGUUCCAUCUAUUUCCGUAACUUCAGACUGUCACGGUGAACGUGCACGUCAUAGGUGAACCGACGGGGAAGCAGGCAUUUGCAUGCAGGUGUGGCAUUAUCAUACCUUAGUCCGGUUAUUAACUAACCGGAGCAGCUGGCAGUCCAAAAGGCAAGAAAAAUGCUCUAGUCGGUGACGGAGCAAGGAAAUAAGGGCUCAGACGUGAACAGAUGCAGAGAAACAUUCCCAUUUUUUAGUUCUC
This is a messenger RNA of Cygnus olor (mute swan), 6405 nucleotides long. Its product is annotated as adenosine receptor A3-like. NCBI's taxonomy places the organism in Eukaryota, Metazoa, Chordata, Aves, Anseriformes, Anatidae. Gene Ontology annotation, cellular component: membrane; synapse; dendrite. Gene Ontology annotation, biological process: G protein-coupled adenosine receptor signaling pathway. The record is from RefSeq and is a predicted model, not a curated record. Gene Ontology annotation, molecular function: G protein-coupled adenosine receptor activity.